Molecule: messenger RNA, 1192 nt
Organism: Pocillopora verrucosa
Lineage: Eukaryota; Metazoa; Cnidaria; Anthozoa; Scleractinia; Pocilloporidae
Source: RefSeq, a predicted model, not a curated record
AAAUAAUAAUUAGCAUUUGUCAUCUUGCAUUCUUUCCUAACCACGAGAAGCACAGCAAGACAAUGUUGUAGCUCGUCUUGCUGCUCUUGGUAUCCAAGCGCGGGGGCUAGAGUUGAUUAAACAACUACAAAAGGAAUGUUUAUUACAGUAAAAUAUGGAGAUCAUGAAGAGGCUCUUUUUAACCCAAACUGUCGCAUUCUUCACCUGUUGGAAGACAUUAAAAGGCGAUGUAACUGUGCUGAGAAUGCGGUCAUUGACCUCUCGGAUCUACAGGGAGCAGUGAAGAAUCUAACAGAUCAUCAAGCAUCAAAUGGCAGCGAAUUCCUCAACGAACGAGAAACAUUUAUUCUCGUGCGAGUUGAAAAAAACAUAGAGGGCCGUGAAUUUCCCUUGUACACGCCUCUUCUUGAUGACGAGGACGUUUUGACAAAGGAUUUCCUUGAAAGUUUACGCCGCACGCCUACUGACACCCUAGAGGUCAGCGGCAGAGGUUCUCGUAGCAUGCGUCGAGGAAGCCUAAAACCAAGUGUCAAACGCAAGCAGUCAUCGGGAAAUCUCAGUCUUAGUCCUACAGGGAGCAAUUCCACGGGUAAUAAACCCAGUGCCACGUCAAGAAAACGUUCGAACCCAAACCGGCGGACUUAAUAAGAUGAACCAAGUGUACUGGCAACGGCGUGACAGGAGCCAAAAAAAUUUACUAAGUGCAUGUUUUCAAUGGAGCACGCAACAAAAGUAAAGACAAAGUCGUGUGUCAUUCAUUUGCCCUUUGUUUGGCUUGUUAUGAUACUGGCAAAGCGAAUUACUUUCUGCGAACUCUAAAUUUUGUUGUACCGGUAACCAUCGUCUAUGCAUUUGAUUUGUCUCCUAAGUUCUCAUUUUAUAUCAUCAUAUUUCCAAACGAAAAUUGUAAUCAGUGCGAUACCAGACGCAACUAGGAAUGUUGUAUCGCAAUUUCAUGGAUAUACAUUAAGAAGGAUAUUGGAAAAGGCGUUUUUUUCAGUCUUUACUCCUUACAGGAUUGAUGUCAGCGUCAGAAGUACACACGCAAAACGAAUGGACACAAUUGAGCACAUGCGCCUAACAAAAAAGGAGAUAAUCUCACGCAUGCACACAACAACGCGACUCAAGUUCGAGCGUGUGCACAACGGAUAAAGAUGUUUACUCAUCUUAAUUACAUUUUCUGUAUUUCCCA